Messenger RNA from Drosophila serrata, 851 nucleotides. RefSeq names its product tabinhibitin 7-like. NCBI's taxonomy places the organism in Eukaryota, Metazoa, Arthropoda, Insecta, Diptera, Drosophilidae. The record is from RefSeq and is a predicted model, not a curated record.
UCUAUAAUGUCUUCGUUAGUGUUUUCGAUACUUCUGGUCUUUGGAUCUCUAUACGUCCUUGUGGCUUUUGAAAUAGACAAGGCAAUCUACUGCGAUUUGCCACAUUGUGGCAUGGAAAAUGUAGUUUGCCGAAAGACGAACUAUAGCUUUCCCUGUCAGCCCAGAGCCCGAUUGGUGUCCUUGAGUAGGGAUCAAAAGGAGUCGAUCCUCAGCACGGUUAAUAAGUUUAGGAACACUGUGGCCAGAGGUCUGACCCAAAAGCUACUUCCGGCAGGACGCAUGGCUCGCAUGGAGUGGUCAAAGGAACUGGAACAUUUCGCCAAUAAGGAUGUGAUGAGCUGCAUUCCCAUGCCGCGUCCUUGCAUGACAUCCCCGAAUUUUCCCAACAUGGGCAGCAUCUUUGAAGCCUAUAGUUAUUUGGGAAGAAAACAGGAUAGUGUUAAAAUUAUAACAGACAUAAUCUUGAAAUGGACGAUCGAAGGUCGCUAUGUGACCCCAAAGCAAUCUCUCUUUUUGGCCGAUAACAAUGACCUAAAAUCUGUCUAUCGAGCUGCACUCUUGAUGUCCGAACGUAACACUCAUAUGGGAUGUUCGGCGGUUCAACUUAAAAACCGGCGCGUCAGAUAUUUCUAUUUAAGCUGCACCUUUGCUACCAAGAAUAUAAUGGGAGUUCCCAUUUAUAGACCGGCUAAGACGCCGGGGGAAAUGUGCCAAAAACGUGAUGAAGUUUUCAACAAUCUGUGUGCCAUUGGCGAAAAGUAUCUUGAAAACUCAAAAUUAGUUAAUUCGAGCAAGUACAUAAAGUAAAAUGCAAUGAUUAAAACCCUGCACUAAUUACAUUUAAGUUCUUA